Messenger RNA from Chara braunii, 3116 nucleotides. NCBI's taxonomy places the organism in Eukaryota, Viridiplantae, Streptophyta, Charophyceae, Charales, Characeae. The record is from the annotation of a GenBank genome assembly.
GCGAAACGAAGGGAAAGAAGAGGCAAUUGCUGCCCCACCUCCCCCUGUUCGUACCCGUCAUCAUCAUCCCGACCAUAGCGCAGUGGCUGCGAGCCAUGGCCAUCCUCAUUUGGUUGUGUCCGUUUUUCUCAGACUUGGGAUACAAUGAAUCUGACCGCUGUUGUAAGCUAGGAGCGUCGGAGAGUAGCUCGGCGGGGAUACGUCCACCGAAGGAAGGUGACAGCUCCCGUAAGGUGGAGGUAGUCGUGCCACGCGUAGGCCCUGUCCUGUCGUACGGGCUCGCGAGAGGUAACUGCCGCCAUGUACUCACCGCCGUUGGUGUCCCUGUGCAGGUUGCUGGCGUGGAGCACAGCUAUGGCGACCAGGGGCCACAACCAAGUAAGGGAGGGCUUACAAGGAAGGAUGGACAAGUGGGGACCACUGCUGGGCGAAGAACCGUCAAGCAAGAAGACGAGGCGCGCCUGAGGAAAGUACACACUUUACUUUCUAAGAACCGUAAGGAUCGUCAGCACGGUCAGUUGAUCGGAUUUGCGAGCAUCGAAGUAAAGCAAGAGCAGGAGGAGGCGAUAGCAGCAGAGCCGAUGCGCCCAUCGUCAGCAAAGGAGCCAGGGAGCAAGUCCAUUCAUUGUAACCAUGCAGAACAGACAGGUCUCCCGGAGCGCAACGCGAAAGGGCCACCAUCAUCAGAAGAUGCGCCACGGACCAAGGUCAUCAUGCCUUAUAGCGAUGCAGAAAAGACAGGUCUCCCAGACUACAAAGCGAAGAUGCCAUCAUUGCCAACGCGCGAACCAAGAACCAAGCCACCGUCAUCAGCAACCGAACCAAGCACCGAACAGCGAACCGAACAACGAACCGACCCAAGAACCAGACAAAGAACCGAACCUCCAUCAGUAGAAAACGAACCAAGAACGGAACCACCAUCAUCAGUGAACGAAACACAAACUUUCCCAUCAUCAGGGAACAAACCGAGAAUGAAUGUGCCAUUGUCAGCAAAUGAACCAAGAAUCGAGCCCACUCCGUAUAGCGAAGCGACAAAGACAGGGCUCCCUGAUUGUAUUAGCAAAGGGUUAGCUCACCUAAUCCCGCCUGUUCCCCGUCCAUCCACUUCACCAUCAGUUGAUCUCAACAGCUUUCCUGAAGCGGAUGUUUUGCGUCCUCCAAAAGGACCCGACCAUCCAUGUGUCCAGGUUUUGGACGAUGAUGGCAUGCCAAUGCCAACUGAAGAUUGUAAAGAACAUUCAGCAGGUAUGUCUUCUUCCUGGGCCAGCCCCUCCGGCCAGCCAUCGUUGUCAACGCAUGCCAACCCGAAGAACCCCGGGGUGCCUGGGGGGACCUUCUCUGCACACGAAGAUGCCGAACUUAGCGCCGAUACAGGCAUAGGUGCGAAAGGGACGACUCCUAGGAUGCACUUUACAAGACUUAGGAAAGGUCCUUCCAACGGAGUGCGGGUCAGCAGGUUGCAAAGACUUGCUGCAUCGGGCGAUCCUGUUUGCUCAGAGGAUCAGGGGCAGACGUCCUCCCGAAAGCAGGAGGAGAACGGUGAUCCUGAGGAAGGCGAGGGAGACUCCGACAAGGAAAAGGAUGCUUUGAACUCGGAGAGUGACAGUGACGAUUUGAUGACUUCAUCUGACGCUGUAAGUGAUGAUGAUGUCAGCCAGGUCAACGUGAACGAUAAGGAUUAUCAGGAGGAGGAAAGUAAACGCCAGAGAGGUGUGUCGAUCAUGGCCUCUGUGAGGGAUGACUCGAAACGCGCUCACAAGGACAGAAUAGAGGGCGAUGAUGAAGCAGUGCAUGCAGCAGGUGAAAGGGAAGAGGAGAAAGGAGAGGGCCAAAGGAUCGAUCACUCGCAUAGCCGAGGGACGCCAGGAAAACGCACACUGGCAAAAGUUAAGAAGAUGCUUCGCGACGGCUUUGGCCUGCAGAUGCAAGACUUAGAAGCACAGCGAGCUCUAACGAACGCUGAGCGUUUGUUGACCAACCAUUUUCUUCAGCUUGCAGAAAGUUCGGGCGGCGGCAUGAGCGAGGUAGCAUGGGAGAAGUCUCUGAAAGGAGGAUGUGAAGACGUCACUCUGAAGCGGAUCCCAGGUUUGAACCAAGGAGUUAAGAGGCCGGGUCGGCUGCGAAGGACCAUGAAGUUCUCUGUGGACGCGUGGAUGGUACUCCUUGCAGCCGUGAUCGCAGAGAACUUUGACACCGACUUCUUCCCAAUCGUCGGCAAAACCGAAUCCGGCAUGAGGUUCUACGGUGUUUUCGAAAACACCUACUGUUCCGCUCAGGCGUACGCUGCUGCAUUCAACUGGAUUGCCUCAAGGUCUGCCAAGCAUGACGUCAUCAAAGAAGAACGGCCUCAAUACAGCCACCAACUGCACCCGUGGCAUGGAUCGCUGGCUUUCACUGACUCAAAGCGCCGCCACUACUGCCGAAUGCGUCCUUGGCAGAGGUCAACUGCUUUGACCAGGAUGGCGAAGGACAUUUACAGGUACGAGCUGGUGGAGGGGCUGCACAAAGCAGUUUCCGGCUCACGGCAGAAGCGCGACGCGGGAAAGCAUGCCGGCAAAAUAGGUGCGCUGGUUACUCGUUUGCGGGCCGUAAGGGAUGACAUGUUGAAGGAAAAGAUGCCCGUGUCCCGAAAACCCAGGAGGGCGCAGGCCCUGAAGCCAAGGGUACCACAAACCCCGAAAGCCCGGACAAGAAAGGUUCCUAGAAAGGCAACAAAGGAGUACAUUGCCGUAGAUCAGAGCUCGUUGGAAGGAGAGAAGCACCUUAACAAAAGGAAAAGGGGCCGCCCGAUCCGGAAGAACAGUGAGGGGAAUGUCUGCACAAGCAGGAAAAAACUCCGGGUCUCGGAUGGAGAUCGAACCGAAGAUUCUGUAUCUUCGGAGAGUUUCUAAACCUUCUCAUGACUGCAGUCACUAGCCUGUCAUCUUCCCCAAGGCUCGCCGGAAGAACAAGCGGGGGGAAUGUCUGCACGACCACGGAAAAUGUCUGGGUUUUAGACGGGGAUUGAACUGAAGAUUCUGUUUUGUCAGAGAGUUUCUCAUGACUCCAGUCGCUACCCUGUUGUCUUUUUCCUGAGGCUCUCCGCAGCCGAAACACAAUAAAUAGUAUAGGCGUAC